Haemonchus placei is the source of this 252-nucleotide messenger RNA. The record is from the annotation of a GenBank genome assembly. Lineage: Eukaryota; Metazoa; Nematoda; Chromadorea; Rhabditida; Trichostrongylidae.
AUGGCAGCAGCGCCCCUCGGCACUACUCUUCGCCCUCCCUACUCACAACAUUACACAUCGCCAGUUAUAAUCAGACAAUUCCAGGCGUCAGCAGUGGAAAAAGAACUGGAUGCUAUGAAUUGUUCAGCGUCGGUUUUGAUGGUCUCUUCACAAGGUCCAGCAAAAGGUGUUGUAAAGCAUGUAUGUCAACAGAUCGUGACUCUAAUUGAUCAUGAACAGAAGAAAACUAUUUGGAUGACGAUCCCACAGUAG